AUGGGCUCCGGGAGCCGGGCGCUGUCCGUGGUACCGGCCGUGCUGCUGGCCCUCACCCUGCCGGGGCUGCCCGUCUGGGCGCAGAACGACACGGAGCCCAUUGUGCUGGAGGGCAAGUGUCUGGUGGUGUGCGACUCGAACCCCGCUACGGACUCCAAGGGCUCCUCUUCCUCCCCUCUGGGGAUCUCGGUCCGGGCGGCCAACUCCAAGGUCGCCUUCUCAGCGGUGCGGAGCACCAACCACGAGCCGUCCGAGAUGAGCAACAAGACGCGCAUCAUUUACUUCGAUCAGAUCCUAGUAAACGUGGGCAAUUUUUUCACCCUGGAGUCUGUCUUUGUAGCACCAAGAAAAGGAAUUUACAGUUUCAGCUUUCAUGUAAUUAAAGUCUACCAGAGCCAAACAAUCCAGGUAAACCUGAUGUUAAACGGAAAGCCAGUAAUCUCUGCCUUCGCUGGGGACAAAGAUGUUACUCGCGAAGCUGCCACUAACGGCGUGCUACUCUACCUGGAUAAGGAGGAUAAAGUUUACCUAAAACUGGAGAAAGGUAACUUGGUUGGAGGCUGGCAGUAUUCCACGUUCUCUGGCUUUCUGGUGUUUCCCUUAUAGGAUUUGAUUUCUCCAUGACGUUCCGACCCCUGAGUUGUUGGAAGAUCAUUCUCUCAUCAUCCGAUUGAUGUCUUUGAUUGGUUUCUCAUGGCUGAAUAUGGAUUCUCUUUAAGGAUUCUAGGCCUGUCCGAACCAAUACACAGUCUCACCGAUUAUUUUGUGUGUGUGCGCGUCUCGGUAUACUUGGAUGGGGACUCAGAGCAGACAUCGUAUGUACCAGUGCUCACGUGUAACAGUUAAAAACUGUCUGCAAGGUUUAUUCUGAAUUUAAUUUCCCGGCAUCACUGAAUCCGUUGCAGAUGUGGAAUUUUCUUUAUUUGUUUUUCGAAGAUUGGCAACCGGGUCUAAGAAUUAGAAAACUCAAGUUCUGACUUCAAUCAACGGUUAGUGCGAUCCUGCCAAAGAACUCUGUGCUGUGUUGGUAUAUCGAUUAUACUCGUUUUUAUUCCUUUGGAAUUAGUUUGUUCUGUUCUCUUACAGUAAGUGGAGAGUUUUUUAUUUUAUUAUUUUUCCCCAGUGACUGGCUUUGUGUCUUCUCUCCAAAUAGGGUAAUGGAUAGCUCGCUCGCAGUUACCCUCUGAGAUCACCAACAUGACUUCCCUUUACAAAAAAGAACGCUUCAUAGUUGUAUUUUAAUUAUAUAUGUGAAAGAGUCAUAUUUUCCAAAUUAUAUUUUCUAAUAGGAAGAAUAGAUCAUAAGUCUGACAAGGAAAAAGUUGCUUACCCAAGUUCUAAGUGCUCAGCCCCCAAGCCCCCACCGCCCCCAAAACGCCUUCCUCUUUGGGAAAUCUUAUACUUUCUUGCUCAGCUUGAAUUAACAUGAUGGAUAAUAACCACAUUAUUAAAAACCUAAGGGAUUCUUUUCCCUGGGACGUGACCACUUUAUUAAAUGGAGAUGGGAUGUCCUUGUUUUUAAUUAUACCUAUUUUUCAAGCCUUCUGUUGUGUUUGAAAGUAUCAUCUGGUUUUGCCUUAAUUCCUUCAAUUGUAUAUAUUUAUCUGUUUAGCUAAUAUUAAAUCCAAAUAUCCCAUAUC
Messenger RNA from Neogale vison (American mink), 1640 nucleotides. It is a transcript of the gene CBLN4, whose product is annotated as cerebellin 4 precursor. The record is from RefSeq and is a predicted model, not a curated record. The transcript has 3 exons. Bases 1 to 606 code for a protein of 201 amino acids. NCBI's taxonomy places the organism in Eukaryota, Metazoa, Chordata, Mammalia, Carnivora, Mustelidae. Gene Ontology annotation, molecular function: protein binding.